UCGGACAAUCCAUGUUAAACAUCAGUAUGCGUCAAACAGUGUGAGCAAGUAUUUGUGGUUAAAGUGGAAUUCGAGAACACAAAAAUUGUUGUCAAACUGGAGUUGACUGACCAGAUAAACUAGCACGAAGCAGGUGUACUUCUUUGGUCAAAAAUCAUAAAAAGUCUCUUGUGCCAAGCUAUUCGUCAUUGUUUUCGUACCUUCGAAAAAAAGUGCAGUUAGUAAACUAAGAUAAUGAGUUCUAUUACACCCGUGGGGCCAAAAGCCCCUGUACAAGCCAAGGUGCUGUCAGAGCGGUCUGAACGAGCGCUGGCUCUUCAAAAUGAAGCGCAUACGUCGAAGCGAAAGAUGAAGGUGCUAGAAGAAGAGGAGUUCGUUGAAAAGCUAGAAAAGAUUAUAGAACGAGAUUUUUUUCCUUAUCUCGAAACUGUGCGUAAGCAAAGUGAGUAUCUUGAUGCUCUUGAUAGUCAGAACAGCAUUCGCAUUGCUGAGGCCGAAAAGCAACUUGGGAAGACGCCUCAUGUUGAAGUCGGAGACACUCCUUCCAAAGAAGGAUGGGAUGACGAAGAUUGGAUUAAAAAUACUCCAGGCCCGUCAAAGGUACCGUCGCGCACUUCUGAAAAAGAAGCCAAGCUUAAGAAAGAACUUGAAGGAGUUUCUCUUUCGCAGUUUAUGGCAAGAUACACUUCUGAGGACAAUGAUUCUUUCACUCAGAUUAUGAAAACGAACGAGCAGAAACGGCGAGAGAAGUUGGACUGGAUCUACAAGCAUGAACAGGACGAGGAAAAGAGCGCUAAGAGCGACUCAGCUUUAAUGCCUCCACCUGCAACACCCUUUGCUGUGACUGACGGUCGGUCAUCGAAGCCAUUGGAUACUUGGAAGUACAAGGCGCAUAACACUGUCAUGUAUUAUCCAGAAGGGGCAUCUCUUACUGACCAAGAAAUUCAGGAUCUUAAAGACAGUCAUGUUAAGGUCCAGCAUUCGGCAACUCGUCUUGGCACGAGGCCGUGGGGUACCUCAAUCAAUAUGAAUAUGGCCACCACCGCAGCAGCAUCGAGCGCUUCUCAGCAAACCAAAGGCGAUGGGUUUUGGAAUGGAGUUGUCGAAAAAGUGGGAAUCAACGGUAAACAGAGUUGGGAGAUUGCAUCUUCACCAAAAGUCAACGGUUUCUCAUUUGUAGCCACACCGUCUCCAAGGCCUGGAGUCGGCGACUCACCUUUAAUGACCUGGGGAGAAGUUGAUAGCACCCCUUACCUUAUUGACAGCGCCGGGGAUACUUCGAAAUUCCGGAUGAAAGCGCCAUCUGAAAGAGAAAAGUUAGCUCAUUCGUUAGCGGAGAGGGCUGCUGCUGCCAAGAAGAAACAGAAGGCGAUGAAAACUGUUCAGGACAACUUUACUCACAGCACCGUGCCCCAAAGUCCACGAUUCACCGGGCUUUCCCCAGCAGCAAAGAGACUUGCUGUUGGCAAGCUAGGUAUCAGUCGAGGUGUAGAUAAGAAACUUAUGGCAAGCUAUUCACCUAGCCCAAGUCAGAGUUCAAAAGAACGAUUUGCGACGCCUGUAUCAGUAGUCGCGCCAUUUCCCAGUCCCUCACCUCGGCUCUUCACUACAAAAACACCAGACUCAGGCUCGUCGGACGCACCGAAAAUCCGGAAAGCAAAAGCGAGCGACUUCUUCUAGGUUGAAAACUGUUUCACGAAGGUUCAUCAGAAAAAGCAGCGGUCUAAUUAUUUAAUUUAAUUUAAACAGGUGCCAAAUAGUAGUCUAAUAUUAUUGUAUAUAGAAACCUGCAAGUAAGAUCAUUGACCCACAAAUAGUAUUGAUAAAAGCAUAGAAUAGGUCUCAGGUUUACCGUUUAGAACCACAAAGUUAAUUGGUGCAGAAAUUCCUCGCGUAUAUCAAGGUUGUCGCCUACGUGCCAUGUAGAUAAUGUAAAAUAUGUGACAAUAUAACUGCGAGUUGUUGUUUUUCAUGACGUGUGUUUUUUUAAGUAAUUUAAAAUUGCGAUAGUUAGACUGAGAAGAAAAUGUCGAGAUUUAAUACAACGACUAUACUAUUAGCCUGAAGCGACUCUAAGAAAAAUGUAUGGUUCUAUUAGAUUUUUUCAAAACAAUGGCGAUAUAAAAUGAGAUAAGAAUUUUCGCAAAUAUUGCUGCUAUUAGCUUAGGGAUGAGCAUAAUAUAUGCAUUCUAUUAUACGUAAACAUUUGAUAAUUAGGUUAUUGAUUUAUUACCGACAAAUAAGCUUAUCAAAAGGUUGUUUGAUGAGUGUUCGCCAACGUCCACCUCUUCAGGACGCAGUCAAUAAUGGAAUUUGAAUAAUCUAAAACCAUAUAUUCUAAUAUUAUGUCUGUGAUAUGAAAUAA
Varroa destructor (honeybee mite) is the source of this 2365-nucleotide messenger RNA. RefSeq names its product ess-2 splicing factor homolog (gene Es2). NCBI's taxonomy places the organism in Eukaryota, Metazoa, Arthropoda, Arachnida, Mesostigmata, Varroidae. The record is from RefSeq and is a predicted model, not a curated record. Gene Ontology annotation, cellular component: catalytic step 2 spliceosome.